AUGAAAGAACUUUCCAUUUCGACGUUCAAGCUGAAAAAUUUUAAUCUUGAGUGCCUGAUGGCCGAGAUAAUUCGAGGAAAAAACACGAAAGAUGCAAUCAACCAGCUCAAAGAACUAAAAGACGCAAUUUUUCACAAGAAGCAGCAAAUUCUGAAGAUCCUCAAGCAAAAGGGCAAUCUGAACUUUUCUGAAGUACUCAACACGUUUUUUGGCGAGCACAAUCAUUUACAUUUGGGCGCACUGGGAGGUAUCGGGGAUGCCAUCGGCAGAUACAACAGCUUAAGAGAGAUGAAACUGUGUAAACGAAUUAUUGUGCAUAUCGAUGAGAUAAGGAAUGGUUUUUACGAAAAUAUAUGUGCUCUCAUAAAGACAGAGGAUAUCAACGAUCUCUACAUGCUCGCCCACGUAUUUUUGUUCUUCAAUGAGAUGAAAAAGGGAGGAGGUGAUCUGGAUAGAGAAGAAAAUAGCAACUUGGACAUUGCAAGAUUGGACCGGAUUCUGGCGUUGAAAAAGGAAUUUGUUGACACAGCAAGGAACAACUUUGAACGGGCGCAAAAGGAAAAAAAUGUAUUUGUCAUGAAAGGGACAUACAGGGCACUUAAAGUCCUGAAGAACGAAAGCAUCCUGGUGAACAGUUUUAUGCAGAACCUGAAAAUAUUCAACCUGAUUUGUGAGGAAGAAGAUUGUGAUGAGCUGGUUUUUAACCUUGAUUUCUUUGAUUAUAGCAACUGGUUUUUCACGUUUGUCGAUGCUGUGCAGGAAACAUAUGAGAACGAGCUAAUUAAUCUUGAAGAUGUGCUUGAUGCCCAGGUAAUACAGAAAAUCAAUGAAAAGCUUUUUGAAACUGUGAUAUCAAAUGCGGUGGGAAAAUUGCUGCGCCAGAAGAAGGAAAUUGAGUUUCUAUGGUAUCUCAGCAACUCAUAUGCACGAGUGCAAAGUUUAUAUCGAUUUAUUUCCACGUUUUACUCAUUUAAUUACAGUGUGCGCGAUAUUUUCUCGCAGCAUUUCGUUGGCAUAAGCAAGAGGGAGAACGAUUGCACGGAUUUUGCGCUUUCGGUCAUGACCGGAGGGGCAGAAACACAAAAAAAGUACGUUCUGCUUAACGAGCAGAUGCACGCAGAACAGAACGAGCGUGCAAUUAUUUUGAAAAUGCUGUGUAUCUACAACUUCUUCUACAUGCGCAGUGAGCUGCUCAAAUAUGAUGGCGAUGACGUAUACUUUGUGAAGAAGCAUUUUUUGAAGAGCAUAGAAACACUGAUAAUGAAGGACCUGCGUUAUAAUCUGAAAAAUUUCCAUAAACUAAACGAGCACUUUUUUAUUUUGAAAAAGCUGCAGCUGGAGAGCAAAUUUAUUAAGGACAAGAUGCGUGAGAUCUUUGAUGGCUAUCUCAACGACAGUAAAAAAGAUCUGAAAAUAAUAACCAAAAACCUGACAAUCGAUGAUUUAGGCAAGAAGGAAAACAGAAUGAUCGAUAAACUCGUAUAUUUUCUCAAAAAUGAGAACAAAAAGAUACACAAAUACGUGAAGGGGCCCAAUGCACUUGCUCUUUUCUAUAAUAUCAUUGAUUACGCGCAUGACAGCCUCUAUAAACACAUCCUAAUGCUAACCUAUGACAUGGAUCAGGCACGUAUUCUGUAUAACGAUAUAGAAACGGUACGCAAGUUUCUGAAGAAGAUGAAAAUGUUCGAGACACCGUUCGAUACCCUCAAAAAUAUUGUGGAGCUAUUGGUACUUGAGAAGAACGUGCUGGCAAUAUAUGUACAUGGAUUUAAGGAGCUAGAAAGGUCAGAAAUAAAAAGAAUUCUAAAAUGUAGAAAGGAUUACGUGCAUGUGAAGGAGUGUUUGAAUGAAUUUUAGUCUUAAAUGCAUGGUUCAUCCCUAUACAUCGUAUCUUAUUACGGUCAUUAAAUACGAGUAAAAACAGAGUUAUGAUAUUUUUGUUUGGACCAUUAUUUGUGGUAAAAGAGCUGUGCCAUGCAAAUGUUGUAUUCUGAUAGCU
Messenger RNA from Vavraia culicis subsp. floridensis, 1999 nucleotides. RefSeq lists its product as uncharacterized. The record is from RefSeq and is a predicted model, not a curated record. Lineage: Eukaryota; Fungi; Microsporidia; Pleistophoridae. Bases 1 to 1857 code for a protein of 618 amino acids. The transcript has a single exon.